AUGAAACAUACUUUAUUCACAACACUCUUUCUCAUCUACUCAACUUUCCACUUACCUACAGUGAUCCCAUGUGAAGUCACAUUUGUUAUUGAAACUGCAAGGAACUUCAAUUCAUCAGAUAUCGAGAAAGUUCUGGAGAAAUCUGUGGAUAGUUUAUCGCAAUGCACCAGAUAUUGCUCAUCGAUCCAAAACUGUUCCCACUUCACUUUCUCCCAUGCCGCCGAGAAGAACAUCAUCUCGAAUUGCCACCUCUUCCGUUCAACGACAUAUUCGUCUAAUUCUCCACAUUCCAUUGAAACGACGUCAGGUUCAUUGACCGUCGGAACAAAAACAUGUUUAGAAAUUAAAUGUCCAAAACGAAGUUUUUCUUUCGAAAAGUUUUCCGAGAAGUCUUUGUUGAAUUCGUCGUUUAUUAUUAGGACAUUUUCGGUUCCGGUCGAGGAAUGUUUGUCGAAAUGUCAGAAGGACUCUUCUUGCCGCGCUGCUCUCCACAACCAUGUCACAUCUCUCUGCCAAUUAUCUCGAGUCUCAUUGAAUUCUGUGUACAAUCCAAGACUUUAUUUCAAAUCCAGCUACUCGACAGACUUGUAUGAAAACAACUGUAUUGAUUGUGAGUUGAUUUUUCAAGCGAUUUUCAGAAUCAAAACCCUAGCCAUUUUUUUGAAACAGAAAAAAAAUUAUUUUCCAGACACGAUGACAAGCUCCGGAUGUACAUUUAUGCGUGUCAAGGGUGGUGGUUUGAAAUCAGUGAGUGAUCAACUGAUUCAAAAUGUUCGAAGCACGGAGGAAUGUGAGCAAAUGUGUGUUGUCAGGUCCAGAAUUGCUGAUCCGUGCAGAUCGUACACCUACGAUAACUCCACAAUGGAAUGUCAUCUGAUGUGGUCAUCGGUUCGAAUGUUAGGAAGAUCUCCGCUGGAAGUUCUUAAGCCAAAUCUUUUCCAUGGGGAUCUAGACGAUUGUGUUAAUUUUUCCUUAAAGUGUCGAGAAAAUAACUUGGAAAUCAAGGCCAGCUCAAUGAGGAUGUUUAUCGGAAAAAUGAUGACCAAGAAAUCUAAGAAAAUCAUGUGCGAGGAAGCUUAUCAGGGUGAAUAUGAUUUUUCCUCGAAAUUCGAUUUCAAGAAAUGCGGAUUAGAUGAGAAGAAAACCAAGGAUUCCACAUACCGGGGGAUGGUUCAUGUGAAGGAAGGGAGUACGAGUUUAGUGACGAUUCGGGAUAAAAUGCUUCAGGUAAACUGUCACCUUCACAAAAGUAUGCCAUCUGAAGAUAAAUUCCUCUCCGUUCAAAUGAACGUUCGAGAGAAUAACAAAACGAACCAAGUGAUGUCAGAUGCCAUCAUACCAACCUCUACGUCAUCAUCUCCCAACACUCCCAAGUUUUCACUCAAAGUUUUGGGUCUCGACUCGAAUGAAGCGGAUACGGUACAUAUUGGAGAUUUCGGAUGGAUAGUUUUGAAUGUUAGAAACUCGGCUGAAGAUUUCACCGUGACUAAUUUGGUUGCUCGGGAUGUGAUCAGUGGUCUAGUAUUGAAAAUUAUUGAUGAGGAUGGGUGCGUUCUUCGUAGAGACAUUGUGAAGGAGAUUCGAAAAACAGAUAAUUAUGUGAAGCUGAAAAUUAGCUUCUCUGGAUUCAGAAGACAGACAGAAGUCGUCUACCACGCAAUGGUUGAGACCUGUACAGUUGGCUGCAUGCCAAAAUGCAAUCUGGACAUGAUGCUUCCCGAAGAAGAGACUAAUGUUCAUUCUGGUCCACUUUCUCUAGACCUGCCACGUCAUCGAAUGGUCCGGCGAUCGCUGGCAGGAGAGCCCAGAGAGCUAGAGUUGACAAGUGAUGUCUACAAGGUCACCGGGCACAAGUUAACUCUUCUGAAUCCCCCAUUACCCGAGAAGGCAUUUGAUUUCAAGCCUCCAUCAAAGCUGCAAGAAGAAAAAGAAAUGCAAGAAAGCCUACAAGAAGAAUUCCAAGACGGCGACGUCAUCGUUGUGAAGCAUUCUACGAGUCUCAUGUCAUCUGUGAAGACGUGCCUGGUAGAUGACGUCACUUGUAUGCUAACUGUGAUUCUUGGAGCUAUCCAAAUGUUUUUAAUGUUUUCCUGUGUACUUAUCAUGUAUUGUUAUUAUCGGCAAUGGAGAUUCUAUAGAGAAUUGAAUCGGCCACCAGAGCAUAAUGUACAGUAUUAUCAGAAACCGCCAGAGGUUAUCGGGCAGACUUAA
Molecule: messenger RNA, 2211 nt
Organism: Caenorhabditis briggsae
Lineage: Eukaryota; Metazoa; Nematoda; Chromadorea; Rhabditida; Rhabditidae
Exons: 11
Coding region: 1-2211 (736 amino acids)
Biological process (GO): proteolysis
Cellular component (GO): extracellular region
Molecular function (GO): protein binding
Source: RefSeq, a predicted model, not a curated record